Homarus americanus (American lobster) is the source of this 536-nucleotide messenger RNA. RefSeq lists its product as uncharacterized. The record is from RefSeq and is a predicted model, not a curated record. The transcript has 3 exons. Lineage: Eukaryota; Metazoa; Arthropoda; Malacostraca; Decapoda; Nephropidae. Bases 212 to 517 code for a protein of 101 amino acids.
CUAUGGACUGAGGAGGUCUGGCACCACUCAUGAUGUAAACAAAACAACUUGCUCCAUGCAGGGCUGAAUCUUCUGAUUUCGUGGUAUUUCCAUCCAUAAGGCUUUAUUAAGUACACCUUUGUGGUUGACAGUUAAUAUUGUACUCUGCUUCACAAAGAAUAGCAAAGGGUUAAGGUGAGGAUUUUAUUUUCAACGAACAACAAAAUUGAAGAUGGAUUUAGAAACCAGCGGGAUAAAGAAAAAAUUUAACAAAAGGAAAUACCUUAAGAAUAAACUUAAGACCAACUUCGGAAGCCGACAAGAAGGUCAUGGUCAAGCAUUCCUCCAAAAGCAAGCCAUAAAGCAGCAGUAUUUUCGCCAGCAAAAGAGAGAGGAGGAGAAGCGUCGCAAAAAACUUCAUCAUAUGCAGCUGAGUAAAGGAGAUGAUGAGCUCAAGAAAUUAGAACUGCAGUGUGAUGAUGAACAGACCAAAGAAGAUGAGGAUGAGGAGUCUGUCUUCUUCUCAAAGUUGAGGUAAGCUUCAUGUCUUGUUGGUG